GCGCGAGCAAAGCCGAGGGUAGGUCUGCAGGCCCGGAGGGGGCGCGUGCGCACUAACGCAACCGGAAGGCUCCCGGGCCGGCUGCGGGAGUUAGGGAGCGUCUGCAAAGACCGAGCAGGGAAGCUAGGGGUCGUCUAACACGACCGCCGCGGGGUUGAGGAAGGUUUAUGUUUCCGAAACCUCGGGAGCUGUCAUAGCUAAAGAGAAGGAAAUCUGUCCCCAGGAGGGGGUCACCCCUCCAAAGAUAGCUACUGCCCCGUUUCUGGAAACCCUGAUAUUUCUAGAGCAGAAAUUACUUUCGCCAAACCCAAGUUGGUGACAGGAGGAGCCCCUGUACAGAACGUAAGGAUGCUGUAACCAGAAUAUGGGAUCGCGGAACAGUAGCAGCGCAGGAUCCGGGUCCUUAGAGCCCUCCGACGGCUUGUCCCGAAGAGCGGCUGGCCUUCGUCGGAGUGAGGAAGAGGAGGAGGAUGAAGAUGUGGAUCUGGCCCAGGUACUGGCCUAUCUCCUCCGCAGAGGCCAAGUGAGGUUGGUGCAAGGAGGAGGUGCAGCAAAUCUACAGCUCAUCCAGGCCCUCUCUGACUCAGAGGAGGAACAUGACAGUGCCUGGGAUGGUCGCCUCGGAGAUCGAUACAACCCACCUGUGGAUGCGACCCCUGACACUGGGGAGCUGGAAUACAAUGAGAUCAAGACACAGGUGGAAUUGGCCACAGGGCGGCUAGGACUCAGGAGGACUGCCCAGGAGCAAAGCUUUCCUCAAAUGUUACACCAGAGAGAACGGGGCCUCUGCCACCGGGGAAGCUUCUCCCUUGGAGAACAGUCUCGAGUGAUGUCUCACUUCUUGCCCAAUGACCUAAGCUUCACCGACACCUACUCUCAGAAGGCUUUCUGCGGCAUCUACAGCACAGAUGGUCAAAUCUUCAUGUCUGCUUGCCAAGAUCAGACAAUCCGACUGUACGACUGUCGGUAUGGCCGCUUCCAUAAAUUCAAAAGCAUCAAGGCCCGGGAUGUAGGGUGGAGUGUCUUGGACGUGGCCUUCACUCCUGAUGGAAACCACUUCCUGUACUCCAGCUGGUCUGAUUACAUUCAUAUCUGCAAUAUCUAUGGGGAAGGAGGCACACACACUGCCCUGGAUCUAAGGCCAGAAGAGCGUCACUUUGCUGUCUUCUCCAUCGCCGUCUCCUCAGAUGGACGAGAAGUACUAGGAGGAGCCAAUGAUGGCUGCCUAUAUGUCUUUGACCGAGAACAAAACCGGCGUACUCUUCAGAUUGAGUCUCAUGAGGAUGACGUGAAUGCAGUGGCCUUUGCUGACAUAAGCUCCCAAAUCCUGUUCUCUGGGGGAGACGAUGCCAUCUGCAAAGUGUGGGACCGACGUACCAUGAGAGAGGAUGAUCCCAAGCCUGUGGGUGCACUGGCUGGACACCAAGAUGGCAUCACCUUUAUUGACAGCAAGGGUGAUGCCCGGUAUCUCAUCUCCAACUCCAAAGACCAGACCAUUAAACUUUGGGAUAUCAGACGCUUUUCCAGCCGAGAAGGCAUGGAAGCAUCACGCCAGGCUGCCACACAGCAAAACUGGGACUAUCGGUGGCAACAGGUGCCCAAGAAUGCCUGGAAGAAGCUGAAGCUCCCAGGAGACAGCUCCUUGAUGACUUACCGAGGCCAUGGAGUGCUGCACACUCUCAUCCGCUGCCGAUUCUCCCCAGCCCACAGCACCGGCCAGCAGUUCAUCUACAGUGGCUGCUCUACUGGCAAAGUAGUUGUGUAUGAUCUUCUAAGUGGCCACAUUGUGAAGAAGCUGACAAACCACAAGGCCUGUGUGCGUGAUGUCAGUUGGCACCCCUUUGAAGAAAAGAUUGUCAGCAGUUCGUGGGAUGGGAACCUGCGUCUUUGGCAGUACCGCCAGGCUGAGUACUUCCGGGACGACAUGCCAGAGUCUGAGAAUUGUCCCAGCGCUCCCACUUCGGUGCCCUGCCCAUCUGUGGCCUUUUCCUCACCUCAGUAGGUCUGACUGCCGCUCUGUAGAGGGUGAGCGCUCACCAUAUUCUGUCUCCUCCUCCCUCUCCCCUUCUGGGGAGUAUGUGGAGGAGCUGCUGACACUGGGUAGUGAGAAACAGAAGCCCAGGGUUCGUGCCCCAGCUGAG
Molecule: messenger RNA, 2141 nt
Organism: Mesocricetus auratus (golden hamster)
Lineage: Eukaryota; Metazoa; Chordata; Mammalia; Rodentia; Cricetidae
Gene: Dcaf11
Product: DDB1 and CUL4 associated factor 11
Exons: 15
Coding region: 365-2002 (545 amino acids)
Biological process (GO): proteasome-mediated ubiquitin-dependent protein catabolic process
Cellular component (GO): Cul4-RING E3 ubiquitin ligase complex
Molecular function (GO): protein binding
Source: RefSeq, a predicted model, not a curated record